AUGGCCAUCGCCACAGACUCAGAGGGGACACUCGGAAAAGUCAUGAUUCACGAAGAGAACGAUGAUGAUUUCCAUCAAGGCAACGGUAGGGAGUUCCAGACGUUCCCGUAUUCAACAAUCAGCAUCUCGAACAGAGAUGAAAAGGAGGGCUUACUAGUAUGGGAGAGUCAAAAGUAUGCAACACCAGAUAAUGCAAGUAUUGUGAUUUCUGCAGCGGGACCAGACUUUAUCCCUGAGGGGAUUAUUUCAUUCGCGCAACGACACAAGAGUAGUGAUGGCCUGACGUUGCACAGGUGCACACAGCAACGCGUUCCAAGGCAGCAGCAGGCACAUAAGUGCGAUCAAGAAACAAACCUAGAGGUAGUUAAGACCUUCUUGGGGCCUGGUGAUCCCGUGGAGACUUCGCUUUGCCCAUAUGCGAGUUUGGCUCAUCCAUGGGGUGAUCGGAUAACAAGUAGAGACUGCGUGUCCAGGUAUCGUAUUCCGCCAUGGGACAGACAACAAUUAGCAGAAUCUAAGCCCCAACAGCUGCAACACAUGGUUGGAGCGCCUUUUGGCAUUAUUCAGUCGAGGUACCUGAAUGAAGCCAAACGAGUUAAAACGUAA
Histoplasma mississippiense is the source of this 606-nucleotide messenger RNA. RefSeq lists its product with no specific name. The transcript is spliced from 8 exons. NCBI's taxonomy places the organism in Eukaryota, Fungi, Ascomycota, Eurotiomycetes, Onygenales, Ajellomycetaceae. The record is from RefSeq and is a predicted model, not a curated record. The coding region runs from base 1 to 606 and encodes 201 amino acids.